CUUCGGUGUCUACCUGGAUCUCUCUAGUUUAAUUCGGAUAUGGAGGGAUUAUUGCAGUUUUGGUGGAUAUGUUGGUGGAUCUUGGAUCACGGGGGAAUCAAGCUGGGUAUAAAGAGGGAUUGGGAGUGGUCGGUUUUCUUUACUUCGAUCUCUGCUUUCUUUGUUUCUGCUUUAGCUCUCGUUUUUUCCAAGUUUCUGUUUUUUUGAGUGAGUGUUGCUGGGUCGUGAUGUCUCAAGCUGGUCUUUUGGGGAAGAGUUCGGCAGGGCAGAUGGAGGGAUUUGUUCAGCCAAGGCGCAAGAUCAAAAUCUCCUACUUUGACAACUCUGAUCUCAUUGCUGGGUAUUCCAAGACGGUGAUUGGGAGAUGCUUUAAUCCUCAAAUGCAGGAUAUGAAGUCUCUGCUUCUUAUGAUGCCGCGUAUUUGGCAGGUAGAGAGGAGGGUUGCAGGGGCUGAUCUAGGGUUCGGAAAGUUUCAAUUUGAUUUUGAAGAGGAGGCCGACAUUGUGGAAGUUUUGAAGAUGGAGCCGUUUCAUUUUGACUUCUGGAUGGUUUCCUUGGUUCGGUGGACACCUGUGGUUGAUCCGGCUUAUCCCUCAGCUCUGAAGUUCUGGAUCCGAGUCUCUGACGUUCCAAUCCAAUUUUGGGUUGAGCCCACUUUUAGGGAUAUUGGUUCUGAUAUGGGUGUGGUAUAGGAUGUUGAUAUCAAUAGAGGGAGGGUGCAAGUGACAAUCGAUGGUCUGAAGCCUCUAUGUUUUGAGAUAGAUAUCGAGUUUUUCAACGGGGAGGUCACGAUGGUAAAGUUGUUCUAUGAAAGGUUGUAUGGUUGGUGUAAGAAAUGUUAUAGUCUAUGUCAUCAUGAGGCGGUUUGCCCUCUAGUUGCGGGUCAGGGUUUGACUGGUAGUCUCGCUCAUUCAGAGGAGAAGUAGGACAAGGGUCAGCUUAUGAGCUACAAGGGGGCAGUUAUGGCAGAAGCGAGAAGGGGUCCUUCUAAUGGUGGUUCUUCCAAGAGUCACUAUAAUGGGUCGCAUUAUGGGGGCUCUAAAACCAGAGCAGAUCCUCUCCCAGGUGCUUCGUCUCGCAGAAAGGGGUCGUCCAAGGGUUCUUCUGGUUCGGGUUAUCCUCAGGAACAUCGGGGACGACAAGGUCUCUCUCGGGGACAGUCACGGCAACAGUUUGUUCCUGUCAUGCCACCGGUUUUGGAGGAGGUAGUGGGGACAUAUGGGGAGCACCCCAAACAAAAAUCUGCCAAGAAUGCGUUAUUUCAAGAAUCCAAGGUUGAGGAUGGGUCCACGAGUAGCUUUGGUCAAGAUGAUGAGGGUCUCUGUGAAGACAGUCAGAUCAUAGAGGUUACAAAUGGGGCCGCGGGAAAUGGUUGUUUAGGUGCAGAGGAGAUUCCUCCUGCUAUGGCUACGGUGGGUGUCAAUGUUGUACAUGAGGAAGCUGUUAAGGUGCAGAAGGAGGUUUUACUUGGUGAUACUAAUGUUGACAUGGUUGCGGAUGUUGCUGUGGGUGCUAUUGGUGUAGAGGUUCUGGAGCAAAAGGGUUUGGUCGAGGAUACCGUGAUAGCGGACGGUGUGUUUGAUGGAGAGGUGGGGAUGCACGAUACUGUUGCAGAGGGUACGGACUCAAGGGAGAUAGGUGAGGCUGAUGGGGAGCAGUUUGACAUGGAGGAAGAUGAUAUGUUGGAAGAGGUGGGGGAUGAUUGAACAGGUGGAGUCGGAUGUUGCAGGGGAUGCUUUGGUUUGUCUAGCUGGUCAUGACACACAAGCUGAUCAUGGCGACUCCAGCAUGGCGGUUUUAGGGGAGAAA
Molecule: messenger RNA, 1809 nt
Organism: Camelina sativa (false flax)
Lineage: Eukaryota; Viridiplantae; Streptophyta; Magnoliopsida; Brassicales; Brassicaceae
Source: RefSeq, a predicted model, not a curated record